This is a messenger RNA of Haliotis rubra (blacklip abalone), 2221 nucleotides long. RefSeq names its product protein yellow-like. Lineage: Eukaryota; Metazoa; Mollusca; Gastropoda; Lepetellida; Haliotidae. The transcript has a single exon. The record is from RefSeq and is a predicted model, not a curated record. The coding region runs from base 856 to 2046 and encodes 396 amino acids.
GUGCGAUCAUUUUGAAAAUUCUGGCAUACAGUCGAGAAAUAACAUAAGUAUCAAUGACCUAGCACAAUGUCAAUAUCUCGUGCAACCUCCGCCAGCUCAUAUAACACCCCUGGUUCUCCUCCUCACUGACUGUAUCAGAGGUAGCAUUUGACGUUAUCAUACAUAAAUGUUCUGAGGAGUAUACUGUGUGUACAAUUAACGGUUUAAUUGUUUAUGAGAGAACUGACAAAAUUGGUUUGGAUUAUUGUGGAAGGUCAUACAACGACGAGGGUAACAAUCUCUUUUAGUUGUUUUUCUCUUUCUUUAUAGCGAGUUUGGCUUAAGGAUUCUUUCCAAUUCACAUUAGCUUGUGUCAGCUUUGUUUGCGGGGUCUUCCCAGUUUACAUUAGGUUGUGUCAGCUUUGUUUGGGAGGAUUCCCCAAAUGACGAAGGUCGUAGACAUUUAUCACUUUGUUUGAAUCUACACAUAUGGUUCAGACAAACCAUCUAAAGUAAUGGGUAAUUAGGAAUUGAACCCGAGAACCAGUUAACAUCGGAAUUUUGUUUGUUUUAUUGUCAGCGGAAUUAAACUUUGUGAACGUUUUGCCAAUCCUCAAUUCUCACCUGUCUCGGUCUCAAUUUCAUAUUGUUUUUUCUGUAUUUUGAAUAGAUACACAAUCUUAUCACGAUGACUAUAGCAUUUAAACUAGAGGCAACAUAAUGUUAAUUCUCAUGCUCUUAGAGAUAAAGCAAUGUUUCGACAAUGGUACUGAAAAGUGUGUGUCAGCAUAUUAUUGAACAACUUACAGAUAAGACAGCAAACUCUCUAGCUCAAGACUGUGUCUAACCCAGAUUCACUAGCUUACGACUGUGACCAUGUUAACAUUUACAAUCCUUCUGAUUGCCAUUCUCGGAAAAGUUUUUGUGGAUUCCGCCAUCGUGUACAAAUGGCAUGCCUUGGACUUUGAUUGGCCAAACACCUCAGUCAGACAGGAAUUAAUAAAUAACGGAAGCUUCAUCAUACAAAAUAACCUCAUCUCAGGCAUAAAGAUUUAUAAUGGCAGUGUGUACGUGACGAUUCCUCGUUGGAGGAAAGGCGUUCCAUCUACUCUUAAUGUCGUAGUGGAGAAACAUGGGGAGGCAAUCCUCAAACCCUUCCCCAGCUGGGACAUGCAGACACAAGGGGACUGUUCAGCCAUUCAGUAUUCUCAGAGUCUUGAGAUUGACCCUGCAACUGGAUGGAUGUGGAUUAUUGACACUGGUUUAAACUCAAUCGCCGACCCGGGACAAUACUUGUGUCCCCCUAAGCUUGUUAUCUACGAUAUAAACACCGACAAAGUUAUCCGAGUUCAUCAUUUUCCUGAAGCCAUCGCUCCAAAGAUGCGCACGUUCCUGAACGAUAUCGUGAUUCAUAAAGUUUCAGGAAAGCCUGCUUAUGCCUACAUUACGGAUGCUGGAACAGCUAAGCUUGUUGUCUAUGAUUUCAGAAAGGACAAAUCGUACACAUUUUCACACAAGAGCAUGUUAGACGAGCAGGGUCCGGCGACUAUCAUCAAUUUUGACCACACACAAUUUACGACACACAUACCGAUAGAUGGCAUUGCUCUUUCACCUGACUUCCGGUAUCUUUACUACUGUUCCUUGGCAUCAGUGAAACUUUACCGAGUUCCCACGUCAGUGCUUGCGAAUGAAAAUGCCGACAUCAGCAGAUCUGUCAAAAACCUUGGAAACAAAGUUUCCCAGACCGGAGGCAUGAUAGCUGGAAGUAAAAGUUUGUAUUACGGAGCGUUGAGUUUGAAUGCUGUGUACAAAUGGGAUUUCACCAAGGACAUGGCAAUGGCGGCGUCUGUUGACGAUGUUACCCUGAAAACGCAGACCCAGGUAGCAAAGGAUGACACGUACAUGGAAUGGGUUGACAGCUUUGCUUUCGAUACUAAUGGCUACCUCUGGUUUACAGUAAAUAAACUUCCAAAUUUUCUUCAGAAUACAAUGGAUUUUGUUAAUGCCACGUCCCCGUCUAAUAUGUUCAUUUGGAAGAUUUAUGUUGGUGAAAAGAAUUAUUUGUAACUUCGACAUCAACCUGACACCAAGCUGUCAUUAUACCAUGAAAACAGUUUUGCAAUUCAGGCCAUACUUCUUUUUCACAUAUCUCCGCUUUGUAUGCUGUACUUUUUCCAUCCCUUCUCACUGUUAUGUACCUGUUGCAUAUAUGUUAAUAAAAACAAUAUUAUAAACGAAAAAA